Molecule: messenger RNA, 1901 nt
Organism: Lactuca virosa
Lineage: Eukaryota; Viridiplantae; Streptophyta; Magnoliopsida; Asterales; Asteraceae
Source: the annotation of a GenBank genome assembly
UGUAGGUUACUACGUACAAAAGUUGAGCACGUCUACACUCUCAUAAAAAGAAAAUAUGAUAGUCCACCACAUGAAGUCUUCUAUAUACACCAAAUCUCUCUCUCUCUCUCUCACAUGUGACAGAGGAAUUCAAGUAAUAAAUUAGAGAAAAAGGGAGGAUAAUCGAGAAAAAUGGCGGACAUCAAAGGCACUGGUAGUCGAGUCGAGGAGCCAACACUUGUACCCUUGUUGGAUCAUACAUCUUCAAACGUCGAUUUGGUUUCAAAAACUUCAGACCAGCAAGACUUCGAUCUCUCAUUUCGACACCGGUUCUUGAUUGAAUCCAAGAAGCUGUGGCACAUAGUCGGCCCCGCCAUCUUCAGCCGCAUAGCCUCCUACUCCAUGUUUGUCAUCACCCAAGCCUUCGCCGGUCAUCUUGGCGAUCUUGAGCUCGCCGCCAUCUCCAUUGCCACCAGUGUCAUCGUCGGCUUCGACUUCGGUCUUUUGUUGGGGAUGGCGAGUGCUUUAGAGACGUUAUGUGGACAAGCAUAUGGAGCGAAAAACUAUCGAAUGUUAGGAGUGUAUCUACAACGCUCAUGGAUUGUACUCUUCUUAUGUUGUAUUCUACUUCUACCGUUGUACAUCUUCGCUUCACCGGUGCUGAAACUGCUCGGACAACCGGCAGACAUAUCGGAGCUCUCCGGUAAGGUGUCUAUGAGUUUGAUACCACUCCAUUUCAGCCUUUGCUUUCAGUUCCCAUUACAAAGAUUUCUUCAGAGCCAGCUUAAGACACUUCAGCUGGGACUGGUUGGAACGGUGGUGACUCUGAACUUCUCAUGGUGGUUGAUCGUUAUAGGGUUGUUCUGUUUCUCGGUAUUCGGUGGUUGCCCGGAGACCUGGGGUGGGUUUUCCAUGGAAGCCUUUACUGGACUGUGGUCAUUUGUCAAACUCUCCGCCGCCUCCGGCGUCAUGUUGUGUUUGGAGAACUGGUACUACAGGAUACUGAUCGUGAUGACUGGGAACCUUGAAAACGCAAAAAUUGCUGUGGAUGCUUUAUCUAUAUGCAUGUCUAUUAAUGGCUUCGAACUCAUGAUCCCUCUUGGAUUCUUUGCUGGAACGGGAGUUAGGGUUGCAAACGAGUUAGGAGCAGGAAACGGGAAAGGUGCUAGAUUCGCUACCAUAGUUGCAGUUACCACAUCUGCAGUGAUAGGCCUCUUCUUUUGGCUCUUGAUCAUGUUAUUCCACAACGAGCUAGCGUUAAUAUUCACCAACAGUGAACCGGUCUUGCAUGCUGUAAGCAAGCUUUCACUUCUCUUGGCCUUUACCAUUCUUCUCAACAGUAUUCAACCCGUUCUUUCAGGUGUUGCUGUUGGUUCUGGAUGGCAGUCAUAUGUAGCGUACAUUAACUUAGGUUGCUACUAUUUGAUAGGAGUCCCGAUGGGACUUGCCAUGGGAUGGCUUUUCCAUCUCGGUGUCAUGGGUAUUUGGGCUGGAAUGAUUUUCGGAGGAACCGCGUUUCAAACGGUUGUAUUGGCUAUUAUUACAAGCCGUUGUGAUUGGGAAAAGGAGGCACAGAGAGCAAGUAUGCAUAUUAAGAAAUGGGCAGUUGUGCAUUGAUCAUGACAAGUUGAUAUCUCAAUUGGUUCACAAAAAAUUGGUACCAAUAACGUCUUUCUUUGUUAUUAUAUUUUUGGCAUUGCAAAAAGGAAAUGUAAUUAAAGUAAUUCAUUAGAAAUUUUGCACCGAAAAUUUGUUAGGUUGUUCGGUUUUACCAUUUCCUUUGAUCUAUAUGUGACAAUACCAGAAUUCCAUAAGUAUUAGGUUUGAUCCUGUCAUUGUAAGAAAUUAUCAAAAUUUGGUUAAAUAUGUUAGAAAUUGGGGGCUGCAAAAGAGGACGUUGAUAAUUUAAAUAAAACCUAGAU